Messenger RNA from Adineta ricciae, 480 nucleotides. NCBI's taxonomy places the organism in Eukaryota, Metazoa, Rotifera, Eurotatoria, Adinetida, Adinetidae. The record is from the annotation of a GenBank genome assembly.
AUGUUUUCAUCAAAGCUCUCUACACAAUUAUUUCUCUUAUGUAUUUCAUCAACAUUGAUUUUUGGUGAAUCUUUAUUCAAUCGUGCAACACCAAAUUGGAUUGGUGUUUUCGAUGCAACAAACGGAUGCGAUCAAACCAUAUGUUGUUGUCCAACUGGUACUAUCAAUCUUAGUCCUGUUCAAACAACUAAAUUACGUGUUCAAGCAAACUUCGAUGGUACUUGUCCACAAAAACCACUUUUUGUUGAUUCAACGGUUGAUAUGCCAACGACUUUCACUACAAUUAUAUCCUUUUUACAAGAACCAGUGACUGUUCGACUUAGUGAUGAUAGUCAAAGAAUCACUUUUGUUAACGCAAUAGCUCCUAUUUGUAAUGGUGAUGCUAUUCGAAAGAACGGUGCGCGUUUAUCCACUGAAAUCAAUUCAAUCUUUUUCGUAGUGCUCACUGCUUUAUUAACUCUUAAACAAUUUGUGUUUUAA